Molecule: messenger RNA, 1008 nt
Organism: Rhinocladiella mackenziei CBS 650.93
Lineage: Eukaryota; Fungi; Ascomycota; Eurotiomycetes; Chaetothyriales; Herpotrichiellaceae
Exons: 1
Coding region: 1-1008 (335 amino acids)
Source: RefSeq, a predicted model, not a curated record
AUGGUUAGUGUUCAGGAUCCGGACGUGGAAAUGGAAGACGACUAUGACGAAGAGGCCGACAGUGAUUUUCAAGAAGAUGACUCUGGUGCCGAAGAUGCCACUUCCUCAUCCGACGAAGAGGACCAAAAGGGUGAAAAUGUCUCUCAUCGCCCUCUAAAGAGACGGAAAGUCGAGAAAGCGCAAGAAGAGAAAAUCGUUGAACUAGAUUCUGGGGACGAGGCCACGAUAAAUGAGCAGAAAAAGACACACCGGAAACAAAAGAAGCCGGGAUUUGAAGAACUAGAUGACAGCGGGAAUGAAUCGGAGAGAUGGCGAGCACGCACCCGUGCUAUGCGUGUCAGAGAAAAGGAUGAACGAAGGCGGAGUAAAUUGGCAUCGAUUAAGGGCAGCACAGUUGACGUGGACAAAAUAUGGGAAGAGAUGAAUCGACCAGGCCCGCUGCCUCCGCCACGUUUAGAAGGCGAUACUAUCGACCAAAAGGGACCGCCAAAAGGGACGCCAGGUUCCACGUUGAUCAGUGGCGAUGUGAGUAAAGAGAAUGUUCCGGCGACCGAUGCCGAAGAAACAAUCACAAUCAAACGAACAUACAAGUUCGCGGGUGAGGUUCACGUCGAGGAGAAAACGGUCCUCAAGUCUUCCGCCGAAGCUCAGCUUUGGCUAUCCCAGCAACAGUCUAAAUCUGAGACUUCCGCACCGGGAGGCAAGGUAGUGCACAGACCUUUACGCAAAAUCUCACGCUUUGAUCCUAACUUCAGCAACCUGGACGCGUUCAAAGCAUCUUGGGCACUUAAAAAUGUACGCGGGGCUAGCUUCAAAGGGCCCAAACUUAAUGUCGUUGAGAAGAGCAAGAUGGACUGGGCUGUUCAUGUUGAUACUGAAGGCCUGAAGGAAGAGCUGGAUACACACGCAAAGGCCAAGGAGGGCUAUCUCAACAGGAUGGACUUCCUGAAAGGUGUGGAAGAGCGAAAAGAAGCUGAGGCUCGAGCGGCAAGGCUGAAUGGACGUUGA